Molecule: messenger RNA, 1488 nt
Organism: Orussus abietinus
Lineage: Eukaryota; Metazoa; Arthropoda; Insecta; Hymenoptera; Orussidae
Product: putative inositol monophosphatase 3
Exons: 6
Coding region: 103-1116 (337 amino acids)
Biological process (GO): phosphatidylinositol phosphate biosynthetic process
Cellular component (GO): endomembrane system
Molecular function (GO): 3'-nucleotidase activity
Source: RefSeq, a predicted model, not a curated record
GAGACGCCGAGCUUUGAAGAGGUUAGGUCGCGAUCAAUUUAAAAGAGAAUUGUAAAAAAGCAGAGAGAAUUACCGCUGACGUUUGGGAUAAUCCGAUAGAAGAUGUAUUUAGGCGCAAACGUACGCAUUAACAAGAUCGGAAUUGUGGUGAUAAUUGCGUGUCUUGUUAUUCUUUAUUUGUACGCCAGCAGGAGAGAGUCGGCUCUUAAUGUUGACAAUCGCAAUGUAAUAUCAAUGAAAGCUCUUCUCGCCGGAGCGAUUCGCGCUGCGGAAUUCGGAGGACUGGAAGUGAUAACCGUGCACGAUCAGGCGCAUAUCACAAUUAAGAGUAAAGGAAAAACUAAAGAGGGUGUAAACGAUCCGGUUACAACAGCAGAUUACAGAUCACAUUGCACAAUGUAUCGGUCUUUGAUAGAAGCAUUUCCAAAGAUAAUUGUGAUAUCAGAGGAGAAGUCUGUGGGUUGCGAUCAUGUACCCAUGCCAGAUUCCAAGUUUUCAAUAAAGGAUUUAGAGAUGGAUCAUUUAGGUAAAGAUGUUGCUGUGAGCGCUAGUGAUGUAACUGUCUGGAUUGACCCAUUGGAUGCUACGAAAGAAUUUACAGAGGACCUAUUACAAUACGUUACAACAAUGGUUUGCGUCACUGUUAAGGGAGAACCUGUGAUAGGUGUAAUUCAUAAACCAUUUGACUCAAAGAGAACAUACUGGUCAUGGAUUGAUCAUGGAUCAUCGGAAAAUUUAAAUAAUCUUCCAGGGCCACAGAAGAACAAAACUCCAUUAUUGACUGUGUCUCGGUCUCAUGCUGGUCAAGUUCAUACAAUUGCCAAAGCUGCAUUCGGAGAAGAUGUUCAAGUGAUCUCAGCUGCUGGGGCUGGGUACAAGGCUUUAGAGCUCGUUGUAGGAAAUGCCACAGCCUAUAUUCACACAACAGCAAUUAAGAAGUGGGACAUUUGUGCUGGAACAGCUAUAAUCAGAGCUCUUGGUGGAACGGUAACACCUUUAUUUGGGCCACCUGAUAUAUCUUUUGGCCCAACAGAUUCCACAUCAUUAAGUCUUGGUUUGCUAGCUACAAUGAAAGAUCAUAAUUGGUACCAUGGUAAAUUGAGCUCGCACGUGUAAUGACAUGUUUUAAGUAAUGUGUACAUAAAUAAGCUUAUAUUUGGAACUUGCUAUUAAAUCGCUAAUGUCCAAUAGUGAUUUAAUGUGUUCCAAGUACUAGCUACAAAAUCUAAGAUCGUUUGUACAGACAAAUCAGGUUGACGAGAAAAGAAGGAACUUCCAUGAUACUAUAACAUUGCGUUUAUCAAUAUGUAAAAUUCAAGUUUUAUACAACACACAAAUUUUGUACAAUAUUGACUCAAUGCCGUUUAAUUACAAAUAUUUAUUAAGUCAUGAGAAUAUUUAUUAGUGACAAUUGUAAAUAUUGAGAAUUGUUCAUAACUCUUUGUAGACAUUUUUAUACACGGAAUAAAGAACAAAAAUAUGUAAUAA